Molecule: messenger RNA, 1972 nt
Organism: Salvia hispanica
Lineage: Eukaryota; Viridiplantae; Streptophyta; Magnoliopsida; Lamiales; Lamiaceae
Source: RefSeq, a predicted model, not a curated record
CCAAUCAAGUUGGGACCGAAGGUGUAUCACCUAAAAUGUUUGUGAUAACUAUUGUAAUUCCCAUCACCAAAUUCUAUUUAAAACUUAAGUUUGUAAUGUACUAUAUAUAUCACUCCAUGCAUUAUGUUCCCAUUUAGUAUCGAACCUCAAAAAUAUGUUUCAAAUUAGUAACAGUUUCGACUGUAUAAUUAGUUUUCGUAUGUAACGUUGUCGAUUUCAUAAAAUAGGUCACAUACCAAAGCAAAUUGGGAACCUCACUUCCCUACUAAACCUGGAUCUUGCUUACAAUAAGUUGGCAGGUGAAUUGCCGGGAGAGCUUGGUAAUCUAGCAAAACUCGAGUCUCUAUUUGCAUCGUUCAACGAUUUCUUAUCUGGUUCCAUCCCAUCUUCCAUAUUCAACUUAUCAAACUUGAAGACACUCCAUCUUCAACAGAAUCAAUUUUCCGGCACUCUUCCUCGGAACAUGGGGCUCUCGCUUGUCAGUCUCGAGGAGCUCUGCUUAUUUUUCAAUAGACUCACCGGACAAAUUCCAACCUCUAUCACCAAUGCUUCUCAGCUUACUGUCCUAGAACUAAAUUUAAACUCAUUCACUGGCCCCAUUCCUGACUUUGGUAAUCUAAGGCAGCUUCAAACCCUUCGCCUUUGGGAAAAUAAUCUGACCGGGGCAGAAUCGCCAAAUCAAGAAAUAGGGUUUCUGUCUGGUUUAACAAACUGCCGCAAUUUGAUGCACUUGGAAAUAUCAAACAAUUCAUUGAUGAAUGGGGUUCUCCCAGCUUCGGUUGGGAAUCUUUCUACUUCUCUUGUCACUUUUGCAGCAUCUAAUUGCAGCAUUAGAGGCCUCAUUCCUUCUCAAAUUGGAAAUUUAAGCAGUUUGCAAACCUUAGAUUUAUCUAGGAAUCAACUCACAGGAUUGAUCCCAACAACACUGGGAAAACUGGUGCAACUUGGGAAGUUGUAUCUUUAUGAUAACCAGCUGCAAGGAUAUAUCCCUCAUAAUAUUUGCCAAAUCAAUAGUUUGCUAGAGUUACUCUUGAAUGGUAAUAUGUUCACAGGUUCAAUACCUGAAUGUUUGGGAGAUAUCAAGUCCCUUCAAAGAGUCUCUAUUGCCUCAAACAAGCUGAAUUCUACACUUCCUUUCAACUUUUUAAGUCUUCAAAACCUCAUAGCUCUCCACUUGUCCUCAAACUACUUGACUGGUCUAAUUCCUGAUCAAAUCUCAAGUUUGAGGGCUAUCAACACCCUAGACUUGUCUUAUAACCUGUUUUUAGGAAACAUUCCAAACACAACUGCUGAUUUGGAAUCUCUUGAGUUCCUGUAUUUGUCAAAUAAUAUGUUGAAUGGAUCCAUCCCUGAAUCUUUGGGGGAGGUGAGAGGCUUGAGGGAACUAGAUCUAUCCAGUAAUAAUCUCUCUGGUUUGAUACCUGUCUCCUUAGAGAAUCUCGAUCUCAAAUCGUUUAACGUCUCUCACAACAAAUUGGAAGGACAGAUUCCUGACAAGGGUUGCUUCGCCAACUUCACCGCUGAAUCUUUUUCUCAAAACCCUGAACUAUGCGGCGCUGCCAGAUUUCAAGUGCCACCUUGUCCGAGAAAGCAUGGAAGAUCAAGAUCGGAACAAAUUGCUCUGAUAAUGAAAUAUGCUUUGCCUCCCUUGGUCGGAGCUUUGAUUUUCGUACUGAUCGUGGUCUUCCUGAUAAAGAGACGCCAGCAGAAAAAGGCGGCGCCAGCUUCUGCUGACGCCUCAUCAGUUGGAGUCCCAUGGAAGAUCGUCUCGGAGAGAGAACUCACACAUGGGACGAGUUCCUUUAGUGAGAUAAACCUACUCGGGAAAGGGAGCUAUGGUUCAGUGUUCAAAGCAAUGCUUGCGGAUGACACAACUGUCGCAGUGAAAGUGUUCAACUUGGAAUCAGAAGGAGCGCUGAAGAGCUUCGACACAGAGAGUCGCAUACUGAGCACUAUUCGCACAGGAACUUGA